Molecule: messenger RNA, 393 nt
Organism: Aureobasidium pullulans EXF-150
Lineage: Eukaryota; Fungi; Ascomycota; Dothideomycetes; Dothideales; Saccotheciaceae
Exons: 1
Coding region: 1-393 (130 amino acids)
Source: RefSeq, a predicted model, not a curated record
AUGCGCCCAACCAAAUAUCUUCUCGCGCUUCUGGCCGCCACCUCCACCACUCUCGCCGCAGUAGAUAUAUCCGGCCUCCCCCAUGAACUCCAAGAAUGCAUCGAGAUCGGCGGCCUCAACACCGACUGGAAACACUAUGGCCCCACAUACAACUCCGAAGAGCUAUCAAUCGACCAAGUCUGCAAUUUGGAAAAUCCUCAUCCUAUUAGCGGGAGCCGUGUGGGUUCGUGGUGGAGAGAUGUCAUAUUUCCUUGCGUGUGUCAGCGCAACAAGCUUUCUUGGACGGACAAUAGAUUGAUCAAGGGCAAGUGGGCCACUUGGAUGGAUAAAAAUUGUGGUGGUCAUGAUAUCGGCAGGGGUGCUGAGGGCAAGAUGUGUAAGAAGCAGCCUUAG